Carassius gibelio (silver crucian carp) is the source of this 1770-nucleotide messenger RNA. RefSeq names its product glycosyltransferase 8 domain containing 2 (gene glt8d2). The coding region runs from base 345 to 1412 and encodes 355 amino acids. The record is from RefSeq and is a predicted model, not a curated record. Lineage: Eukaryota; Metazoa; Chordata; Actinopteri; Cypriniformes; Cyprinidae. Gene Ontology annotation, molecular function: glycosyltransferase activity. Gene Ontology annotation, cellular component: Golgi apparatus. The transcript has 10 exons.
CCCAUGCAUUUGUUUAUUGCAUCACUCUUUCAUAAUACAUGGAAAAAACAUUCAAGGUCGGUGAUCAUGUCCAGUGUAUGAGUCACUCUGAAUCAGACUCCUGAUACAAAAAAAAAAAAAAAAAAUGAAAAAGACUUACGUUCGUGAUUUUAGACUAUUCUCUUGUGAAAUCUCAUGGAUUACUGAGAUCAGUGAACUCAGAGCACAUGGGAUGUUUUAGUGCCUCGUUUUGCUCUCCUGUCCUGCAAAACAGGAAUGUGUCCUGUGUGUGUUUGUGGUGGAGGAGGGGUCGGUCCCACUGCUCAUCCCAGAGUCAAUGAGGCCUUGGCAAGAGGUACAAAGGCAUGUUUUACAUUAGUCGAGUCAACCGUGGGCUCCUUAUUCUGCUCAUCAUUGUGGCUCUUGCUCUUCUUUACAAAAACACCAGACUACAGACACUGCCCAAGGAUUCAGUACUUAAGAAAGAUGGGGCCAAAACAGGUGUGGAGGAUGAGAGAGUGUCAGACACUGACAUCCCUGUGGUCAUCUGUGCUUCAGAGGAGCGUAUUGGUGCUGCCAUCGCAACCAUCAACAGUGUCUACAGCAACAGCCGUGCAAGCAUUUUCUUCUACAUAGUUACCCUGCGAGAUGCCAUCAAGAAGAUAAGGGAAUAUAUAGAGAAGACCAAGCUGAGAAAAAUCAAAUACAAGAUCCUGGAGUUCAAUCCGAUGGUAUUGAAGGGAAAAGUCAAUCCGGAUUCCUCCAGACCAGAGCUCCUGCACCCUCUUAACUUUGUGAGGUUCUACUUGCCACUUCUUGGCAUUGAAAAUCAUGCCCGGAUAGUUUACCUGGAUGAUGAUGUCAUAGUGCAAGGAGAUAUACAGGAACUGUAUAACAUAAAGCUGAAAGCGGGACACGCUGCUGCGUUCGCCUCAGACUGUGAUCUGCCCCCAACACAUGAGAUGGUGCGCAGUGUGGGGAUGCAGACAACUUAUAUGGGCUUUCUGGACUACCGUAAAGAGGAAGUCAGAGAGCUGGGCAUCAACCCCAGCGACUGCUCCUUUAAUCCAGGUGUUUUUGUAGCAGACAUCGGUGAAUGGAAAAAGCAAAAAAUAACUAAACAGCUGGAGAAAUGGAUGGCUAAGAAUGUCAGGGAGAAUCUGUACAGCAGUGCCAUGGCAGGCGGUGUGGCCACCCCCCCAAUGCUGAUCGUCUUUCAUGAUAAAUACACAACCAUUGAUCCAAUGUGGCACGUCAGACACCUGGGCUGGAGUCCUGAUACCCAUUAUCCCAGAUCCUUUCUCAAAGAUGCACGCUUACUGCACUGGAACGGCCAUUUCAAGCCCUGGAACUACCCCUGCGUCCAUCUGGACAUCUGGGAGAAAUGGUUUAUCCCAGACCCCACAGGAAGAUUCACCCUGGUACGACCAUGAACAAUGACCAAUGUCAUGAACCAUGUCACUUUGACUUGAUACAAAUCAAAAUGCUGAGGCUACAAAAAAAAAAAAAAAACCCCAACUAAAACACCCAAACUGGAAUCCUGUUAUUUUUUGGAGGGAGUUUGUAGAUCGAGUAAAACAAGACACAUGGUAAAAAGACAAUUACACAAGUUCCUUUUACGGAAACAUUUAAUGGUACAGUGGACAGGAGUCAGCACUCCACAACUGGGUCAGUUAAAUAUUAACAAAUUUACAAUCAUGGAGGAAUGUAAAAGAAAUUCCAAACACAAACGCAGCGCCUUAAAACAAAAAACAAUUCAUAUUCCCUUAACCCACCCACACAGAGAAAAGA